Molecule: messenger RNA, 5706 nt
Organism: Amoebophrya sp. A120
Lineage: Eukaryota; Dinophyceae; Syndiniales; Amoebophryaceae
Source: the annotation of a GenBank genome assembly
GUGGUAGCGGGAAAAUCUUUGGCGCGUGAUAGAUGCCGCAGCUGGGAGGCACUUGCUCCGAAAAAUAGAAUGAAGGGUGUCGAUCCAGGAGGUGAGGAACGGAUAGUGAUAACAGCCGCACAACAGGUUGCCACGUCCAGCCCCAGAAUGAUCCGCCCGCGGUGACGUCGUGAAAGGUUGAUUCACCUUAGGAGCGUUGUAUACAAAGCAAAACAGCAAAAGCUGGUAAAGGACCUGACGCAUUGCUACGACGAACGUAGAAGAGGCCUCCAGCACCAGUGCGGCUAGUGCUGGAGCACAAGUACUGCUCUAAUAUCCUCCUGCAAAUUUUUCCACGAGACUGCAACGCUAUGCGUGGCGAACUUGCCCGUCGGCUGCUAUCCCUGGAGCAGAUUCUCCGGAGGUCUUUGGUCGUCGAUGACAGCAAUGCCUACGGCCACCCCCAGGUCAACGCGGAGGUGUCGACGGCAUUGCAGCUCCGCGGUGUUUUGAAGCUACUACUCGCAAAGGUUCCACGGUACCAUCACUGUACGAAAGAGGAGUUAGAGGAGCUCGCGGUCCGAGUGUCUCUGAUAAGCGUGCCGACGUUGUCAUGUACUUUUUACAACGACCCAGGUUGAUCUGCAUUAGUUUUCGGCAUCGUGAGCAGUAUGAAAAUGAAUGCGUGUUGAACUAAAUUUUUGAAUGCCGUUGCGCCAUGUUAUCUCGUCAUGGCGAAGCACCCAUGAAGCAUGAAGAUCCAAGCAAAACCAACCAUACCACAGGUUUGAUCCGGAAGGACAACCGAAUAGAGAACGACCACUACAUCCUCCUUGCUGGAAAAUGCAUUGGUGUCGAAGCGGGUGUGGAAGUGCUGGUGGACCAAAGUCUAACGCGGCUGUUCUCCACGGUGCAGAAGCACGGCAAGCCGGGGUACCGCGUCAUACGCCCCUUAGUAGACUCGGUCGUCUUCACCAAUGAGGCCACCGGGCGGCCAACCGAAGACAUCGUGGUGAUGUCGGACGAAACCGCGAUCUUUGCCCGCGUGUCCGCCGACCUGAAAUACCAAACGGCACUCCGAGCCUUGGCGCUGAAGAAGAAAAAGGUGCGGCUUCGGCAGGACAAAUUGUUCGCGAAGGACGACGAAGGGGAAGACGAGCACGAGGACGGCAAGAAACUGUCGCACGGUCCCAGAUACGAAGACGAAGACUGCGAGUAUUGGGAUUCAUAUGCUGGAUUUCUGCAAUCGGAAUUCGAAGAUGAUCGGUUGAUCUGCCUCCUAUAGCCCACAUUGAAUAGUUUCUACAGAAGAUGAUUUUUCUCUGCGCUCAGGUGCAAGCAAUAUUAUCAGUGUUUAAAUUCAUCAGCAGCACCACUACGAACCCCCACCAUCUGAAAAAUACCCCAGGUACCUGAUCGAGCACAUGUCCCCCGGCACCACUUCGCAACCCCUGUCCGUUUUCCUCUCGGAGCAGCGGAGUCCGAAACAGCAGGCGGAGUACGAUCCGGACCUGGAAAUCAUCGGCACCGGAUCGGACUCCGAGGAGGAGCACGAGUUUGUGUCCAAGGAGAAGUCCGCCGAAUUCAAGCCUGUGGCCUCCGAGUCCCGGGUCCGGAACGUGAUCAAGCACUACAAAAAAUUGAAAAACCGAUUGAGCAUCGCCAGUAACGAGGUGGAUCGCUCCUUAAUCAACAACGGGCGGAAGUGCAUGCUGAAGUCCGUGGUCGAAACCUUCCGGGACGGGGACCGUGAGUUCCAGAACCGAGACGUGGAAAAUUUGUUCCCCGACCACGCCGACGAGGAGGUUUUCAUGCGGGAAUUUUUAGACUACGCAAACAACGACGUGAUACCAAGGGAAGCCCAGUACCUGCAGCCCGCGCAAGCAACGCACCUCAAAUUGAGGGAGUUCUGGAGAAGGUAAGUAGUCGGCGUUCGCUUUGACUGAAUGAUUUGAUCUAUCUGGGCCUCGAUGCACAUGCAAUUGCGGCGCAGGCGUUUUGUAUGAUAGACUUUAUUCUUCAUUUGGACCGAGUUGUACACGUCGUGCAAGAGCAUUCCUACUCGAAUAUAGCACGACUUUGCUCCAGGUACCUCGCACAAACGAAUCCCGGCGCGUCGGAUAUGCUGCCUUCGACCAAAUCGGAACCGUUGCUGAAGAUCGAAGACAGCUCCGUGCGGAAAUCAGCGACGACAAAGAAUCCUUCCGCCACGCACCACGGCGACUUCCACCACCAGUCCAUGACGCCGGCCCACGGCAUGAUGAGUUCCUCCGCCGCGACGCCGCACGGCAGCCACAAUGUCCGACACAGCGCGACGAGCACGCGUGGCGGGUUCGGGCACCGGCACACGCUCUCCAUCCGGACGGAGAACAUGAACGGUGGUGGGUCUAGUUCCGCAGGAGCCCACAAUCUUCACAACGGCGGUGGUGGUUUCGGCCACACGCCGUCGGUCCGAAACGCCAGUCACACCCAUACACCCUCGGUCCGAAAUUUCGGCGGGCACAACAACAGUUCUGCCGUUGGUCAUCAACCGUCGACCAUGCGUCACUCGACGUCCAGUCCGCCGAAUAGCUUCGGCCACAAUUUAUCGCUCGGGGGCAAUUUCGGGGGAGGUUCGUCGCCGAGCAAGUCCGUGACGCACCAGCGGAGCACGAAGAGGAUAACGGAAAGCAGCUUCGAAGACACAACGGAGGUGUUCGAGAAGCCGGACCCGGAAAGGGCGAAGGAGUUCGGCAGAAUGUUAGAAAAAGCAAACGACAACACGAAGAAGGCCUUCGAGAAGAAAAACCCGAGAAUGGAAAAGUAUUUUCGAUAAAAAUAGGCGCAAGAAAAUGCAGUUCGUUAUUUCAUUUUUUUCGGCUUUUUUUUACUUUGAAGAUCAUCUUCCAGUUCCAUCAAAGGAAAUAGGCCAUAGAUAUAGAUCGAGAUCUUCCAAAACCAAAGAGACGAAACAACUAACUUCCGCUUUAUGAUUUUUACAGUAGCAAGACGGACCUGUACCGGCAGCGCAACGGGCAGCUUUCCGUGGAGAAGUUUCUGGAGUCCGCGCACGAACAGUUUCGGAAUUUGGAAGACGCCCGGAAGUCCAUGCUGACCGCGAUGUUUACGAUAAAGUACGCGGACAAAAACACCGAACUCCUCCGCCAGGGCCAGGACUGGCAGCAAGUGCUCGCGAUUGUCGGGGGGACUGUGGAUGUGUUUCUCGAAUUCGACCAGCAACAGUCCGACCAGCGGCCAUUCAAUAACUACAUCAAGGAACAAAGUCUCACCGUCUGCAAGCACAGCAGCAACGUGUUUGUCCGCGCGGGAUCGGGCAUCUGGUUCGGGAUGGUGGUAGACGAAGACGAAGCGGGCGGAGGAUCGAAUAAAAGGCAGUUCACGGCGACCGAAAUUGCGAUGAUGACCCAAGAGCUGGAAAGUCCGAAGGAUACCGGGAAAAGGAGAAGGAGAAACGUCAGGAAAACGGAGGACGAGGUAUUUGCUUCUAGUAGGGAAACAUAGUCGUGGAAGAUCAAGGUUUCAUUGCAACACGGGAGACCCAGAGGUGCAACACGGGCAUGCUUGCUUCUGUAUCAUUGCGUGAUGAAAGUUAGUACUUGAGUACCUUGGAUUUGCAUUGAUGACGUGAACAAACCAAAAGCUAAAUUAAAACUAAAUCCCAUAGGUCCAAGCCAAGCCGAAACCGCCGCCAAUAUGCCCGGUCACCGUAAUAACGCGAGAGGAAACGGUGUACGUGACUUGCCCCCGCGAAGCCUUCUCCCUCUUUCUCCGCGGGGAGGGGUUUGACAAAGUUUUCCACAUGGACAGGCUCAGCUGGAUCCCGUCAACCUCCGUGAUACAAGAAAAUCACAUGAACGACAUGCAGUGGACCAGAUUCAAGCACGAUUCAUUCAGGGUAUGAUCAUACAUGAACAUGAUAGAAAGAUACAUGGAUGUGCCACCUGUGGUUCUAAAAUUUACAAUGUUAGCUGCUUCACGACGUCAGAAAAUAAAAGUGAAAUGGCUGCUGUGCAUGACCGAGCUUUAAUAAUGCAACUAAUUCGUCUACGUCUAUUUAUUAGGACAUUCUCGCCGAGGGUAUUGAUGUGCGGGCGAAGUCCUACUACCAGUCGUGCAAGCCGACCCUGAUGCAGUGGUUCCGGUCCGACGGCCCGUCCGCAGCGUACAAGCACGUCCCGGCCGCAGCCAUGAGGAUACAGCGCGCCAAGUCGGCGGGCAACGUGAAGAAUCUGAAAACGCACGUAACGCAGUCGAUGAUUCCGUACACCAGUAGGUUCCUGAACAACCGCGUGCCACCCGGCGGCGGGCCGCUGAUGAGGACCAGUUGGAGCGGACCCUACAUGGAGUGGCUGUGGAGCACGGGGUAUACUGUUGUAGCGAUGCACAAAGUAAAGUUAAAGUAAGUAGUACAACAGAAGCAGGAGCUGGCACGAGCGGCGAGCACGAGAUACUUACUCUAAAGUCCGCUGGUGAUCUGGUAACCAAAGCGUAUUGGACAACUGAACUAGGUAAAGAGUUUGAAAAUGUAGUGCUUGAAUAUUUUCCGAAUAAAAAUGCAGGUACAACUUCGCCCACCGGCAUGUGUCCAGCCUGAAAAAAGGAGACCACCAAGCGGCGUCGCUGACGCAGCUGCUUCCCACGACGACCAGGAGAAAGCAGGCGUCGAAGUCAAAAAUCGCAAAAGGCUUUCACUGGGACGCGGAAAAGGAGGUCCGAGACAUGUACGUCCCCGCAGAUGACAAUCCCUGCGCCCCCGGACACGUCGUCACACGGAACAUGGGCUACAAUGCGUAAGGUGUAGCAGAUCCGAUUCUGGUGCUGUGGGGGCUGAGUUGAGAAACAACAACAGAAAUGCACGCAGCGACACUAGAUGAAGCAGUGCUGCAUCUACUAUGUAAAAUGCAUCAUGAUGAAGAAGUUGAAGUUUGAAAGUUUCAACUCUUCACUCUCCAAAACUGCAACGAACUGCAGCAAGAACUUCGUCAAAACGUAUAUCGAAGAAUAUGCAGAAAUAACAUCCAGAAAUAUAUACUUUUAACUUCGUUUAAACUCGAAUUCAAGCAGACAGAGGGCUCGCAGUCACAGGAGGUGUGAUGAGCAGUCCGACGUUCGUAUCCGAAAAUUCUAAUUUACGUUCUGAAUCAAGCAAAAAACUGAUUCUCAUCAGUGGCCGAAUUAAUUAUUGUGUUUUGACUCAAGAAGCUGGGUAGCGCUAGCGGCAUGAAGAUGAAGGCAUGCUCAUGCCCUCUAGUAAAGCUCAAGGUUGAAAAAUUUGAACUCGAAGUCUGGUUUGUAGAUUUCUUGUACGAUUGUACCGAAAUUUAGUUGGAAAUAGUCAGAUUAAGCCGAAGCUAUUUUUAACCAAAUGUACCCCGGACAGGCAUGAACUACAGCUUUACUUACCUUCACGACGGACGAGAGAGAAGCCAGCAGCUUCAUGCACCGUAUUCGUGAAGUCGAAGUGGAGUGUGGAAGAUCUCUUCAGACUCGUGUUGCAAAUCAACCAGCGAGGACGAUACGGAAACUACAUCGGACUUAAUGUUUCACUUCAUGUACAAUGUGAGAAAGAUGAUCACAGCAAAUAACUUGUACAAUGUAAAGGAUAAAAAAACAUGCAGCCGUGCGGGUCCCGGCUCACGUGUUGGCCGCGUGAACAAAAGCGCAGAGCCUACUCUAAAAAAAUUUGUGAGGGCUACGUCCUGAAAAGCAUGGCAUUAGAAAUAGCAU